Messenger RNA from Aegilops tauschii subsp. strangulata, 1960 nucleotides. Its product is annotated as probable inactive receptor-like protein kinase At3g56050. The record is from RefSeq and is a predicted model, not a curated record. Lineage: Eukaryota; Viridiplantae; Streptophyta; Magnoliopsida; Poales; Poaceae. Gene Ontology annotation, molecular function: protein kinase activity; ATP binding. Gene Ontology annotation, biological process: protein phosphorylation.
CGACCCCCCUCCCUCCUCUCCUUCCAGGUGGCCGCCCGCCCAAUAUCCUCCCUGCUCCUUGCUCCUUGCUCGGUUAUCUACCUCUUGACCCCGAGCCUUCUUCCUCCUCUCCCCUCCCUCGCGCCAUCGCCACCAUAUUGUGCACGCGCGCUUGACCAGCCCAGGCCUCCCCAUGUCGGAGCUCCAACCGUGUCGAUCCAUGGGGAGGCCGAGCUGUGCGCCGGCUGCGCUGCUGCUGCUGCUGCUCGUCACCUUCAGUCUCAGCCUUGGCACCUGCAGCUCCGAUGCUCAGCGAGGAAGGGUGAACAACUGGGAGGAAGAUGCACGCCCCGCAGACCGGCAGGAUAUCCAAGCGGUACACAUCCGAGAAGCUCUGCCACAACCAACCAGGUACAGGUCCAAGCAGUCGACGACGUUCCCGCAGUGGCCACCCUGGCCAUGGGCACCGGCACCGACGCCGACGACGAGUUCUCCGGCGUUGCAGGAUGCUGGCUCCCCAUCAAGCGCCCCCGCGCCGUCGCCGGAGGUCGCCAAGCCUCUGGCGGUGCCGCCUCGGGAUGUCGAGAAGCCUGCGCACAGCAUCACGGUGCCACCGACGUCAGCCACGGUGGUGACCCACGGCGCUGCGGCGGUCGGAGAAGCUUCCACUGAUGCGGCGGAGCAUGCUCCUACCAGGCGGCGUAUCUAUGUCAUCGCCGGAGCAGGAGCUUGCCUCCUUGUGGCCAUUUCUGCGGCACUGUUCAUCCUGUGCUACCGGUCCAGCAAGGUGGUCACCGUCAGGCCGUGGGCGACUGGCCUCAGCGGGCAGCUGCAGAAAGCGUUCGUGACAGGCGUGCCGGCGCUCAAGAGGUCGGAGCUCCAGGCGGCCUGCGAAGAUUUCAGCAACGUCAUCGGCUGCCUGUCUGACUACAUGAUGUACAAAGGGACGCUGUCGAGCGGCGUCGAGAUCGCCGUCAUAUCGACGACGAAGAAGUCCGGCAAGGAGUGGUCCAAGCACUGCGAAGCGCGGUUCAGGAAAAAGAUAACAAGCCUGUCCAGAGUUAACCACAAGAACUUUGUGAACCUGCUGGGCUACUGCCAGGAAGAGCAGCCAUUCACAAGGAUGAUGGUGUUCGAGUAUGCUCCCAACGGCACACUCUUCGACCAUCUCCAUGUGAGGGAAGACGGUCACCUGGACUGGCCGACGCGGCUGCGAGUGGCGGUGGGGAUCGCCUACUGCCUGGAGCACAUGCACCAGCUGAGCCCGCCGGAGAUCCUGAAGACGCUCGACACGUCCACCGUGUACCUGACCGACGACUUCGCGGCCAAGAUCGCGGACGUCUUCUUCUGCUCCGACGAUGCCGAUGCCUCGUCGACAAGGGCGGAGAUGGCGAGCCUGCAGUCCCUCCUGGCUCUGUCCGACAGGGAGAGCGUCGUGUACAGCUACGGCAUGGUGCUGCUGGAGAUCAUGUCCGGCAGGUUCACGGCGUCGGCCGGCGGCCUGCUGGAGGGCUGGGCGGCGAGCUUCCUCCGAGGGGAGAGGCAGCUGAGGGACGUGAUGGACCCUGGCCUGAGCUGGAACGCGCCCCGCCAGGCCGAGACCGUCAACAGGCUGGACGGCGUGAUUCGGUCCUGCACCGACCGGGAGGCGAGGCGGCGACCCGCGAUGUCAGAGGUGGCGAGGCGGCUGAGGGAGAUCACGGCCAUGCCGCCGGACGCCGCCACCCCCAAGGUGUCGCCGCUGUGGUGGGCGGAACUGGAGAUCAUCUCCACCGAGGCCACCUGAAGAUGGCACCCGAGCUGCACCCUGAUGGAGCAUAGCAUACAAGUUUGCUACAGUGAGUUCGUACACGAACAGUUGGAAUCGCAGUGUGUGCAAGUGGUGUAGCAUAGUGUGACGAAGUUGUGCGUGUAUUUUCGCUUCACUAAAGACCUUUGUAGUUUGUCAAGAUUUUGUAACCAGACUACACAACACCCUGCA